Molecule: messenger RNA, 8925 nt
Organism: Anastrepha obliqua
Lineage: Eukaryota; Metazoa; Arthropoda; Insecta; Diptera; Tephritidae
Gene: nsl1
Exons: 12
Coding region: 1210-7119 (1969 amino acids)
Cellular component (GO): NSL complex
Molecular function (GO): histone acetyltransferase binding
Source: RefSeq, a predicted model, not a curated record
UAAUUGACAGUGUGACGGAGAUACGAUACACGUCGGUUUAGUGUUGGCUGUGUUCGUUCGAAUUCGGUUGUGCAGGGCAAAGAAAAAAGUAUUUCACACUUAGUAAAAAAUUUUUGAAAAAAGCGCAGAAUAGAAAAUCUAUCGCGGCCGCCAUUGUUUUGCUGCGCAGAGAAUAAAAACGGUAGUGUAUUUCGUUUUCACGGGGCGCGGGGUGAAAAAAGUGAAAAUAUUAAAUUCGUAUAAUUCAAAGGCAGCGGAAAGAUAAUUUGGUUGGAAAAAAUGUUUUUUCACUAUUGUUAAAUUGGUUUUUAUCCAUGUAGUGGCUCGUGGUGCUUGCUUAUGUUAAUCCACAGUGGCCGCCACAUUCGUUCAGUUCGCCUCUAAUUAAAUCGAGAAGGGAACAAGGAAAGAAAAAAAAAAAAAAACAAUACAGGCGGCCAUAGCUAAACAUUGUAUUUGAAAUUAUUUUGUGCUCAAGGAAUAAAAAUUGAAAAUUACUAAUGAAAGAAGAUCACUUAUGUGAUAGAUGUGUAAUAGUUUCUCCUAAAUUUUUGAGUGUAUCAACAAUAAUUUUCAAAGUAAAUAGCCGUAUGUAAAGAAUAUGUACUAAAACUAAAUUCUGUUCCCGUUUUGUGGUGGAAGAAGAGGAAGAUCGAAAGUAAAGCAAACCUCUUGUUGUAUGGCGCGAUUAUGAAUUUGUGAUGCCGUCGAAAAAAUGCUAUAAAAUUAUAUAAAAUACUCUGAAUUACUAAUAGCGAAAAAAAGAAAUUCGCAGAUUAGUCAUCAUUAUGUACCUAAUCACUUGAUAAAAGGUUAGCAUUGAAGAUUGAAGUUUACUGCAUGCGACGACAAACGGGAUAAGGGACAUCCUCGUUACGCGCAAGAGCACUAAGUUCAAAGGAUUUAAGGGUAGAUACAUCGCAAAAGGAUAUUAUCCGAAGGACAUAUAUCUUUUGCGGUUGCAUUAUCAUACCAUCAAUAUAAUUUAUAACAUUAAAAAUUGAGAAGUCAAUAGAGACGACGACGCGCGCAAAUCGCAGGCGCAGUCAAAGAGUAGGUAGCAGUCGGGGUGCCGUUGAGGAUGAGCCUAUAGCCGAAUGUGGCAAUGGCGAUAGCGCAUUAACCGACGCUGUAUUUGCCAGCAUCGAAGCAGCUGCCGACGCUGCGAGUAUUGAGAAGCCAGAUGAAGCAGCUUCCGGUAGUAACAGCAUGGCACCAGCGCUCAACGAGCCAAUGAGCCCCACAGAAAAGCUAUCUAACUCGACUGCAAAAUUCACACCUUCGACUCGUUCAACAAAAGGUGGCAGUGGCACUGGGUCGACAACACCGUUGCCUAUAAUCAGCGGCUGUAACAAUAGUGAGAACAAGGAGAAAAGACCACGAAGAACUUCAAUAUCUACUCCGACGCCGUCACCGUCAGCCUCUAAUUUAACGCGUGUAACACGGUCCAAAGACGCUUUUCAACGCAUAUUUGAGCAGGCCGUCUCACCCACAACUUUUGUCUCACCACCACCAAUUGUCAAGGAGGAUACCAAUACAUCAACAGCGACGAACAAUACUUUGGGCAUAGGUACCACUACGUCAGACGGUGAAGACGAAAGCAACAGCAGAAAUACGCAUCAGGACGAUAUAACUAAUAAUGAGCCAAUGGGACUGAGUGUGAUAUUGCAAAACAAAAACGUCAAUAGCUGUAAUGACACAAAUUUUGUUGAAACUGCUAUUUCGGUUGCAGAGACGAGUGAGACAACACAUAAGGACGUCGAAACCAAUUUCAACAAUAACAAUGACACAAGUAUAACUUUUAAAAGUAACUCAACGGAGCAGCUCUUGGCCGAUUUGACAAACGACAUCGAAGAGACCAUCACAACUAAAAUCUGCAUACGUAAGCAGCUGCAGGAUGUUACGGGAUUGAAAAACGGAUCGAACGUAUUACCGAAUACGACAACAGAAACAAAAAAUAUAGCCACUCUCAAAACUGGUGGAAGAGAAGCGAGAAAAUCAAACUCAGCUUCAAGCCCUCUUAUAGCACAAGCUUCACAUAUAGACAACCUGCAGCAUAUGGAAUCCGGUUCGCAAAGCGGAACAAAUGAAAAUUAUAUUGGGUCAAUUGCAAAGACGCAAGCACAAAAAGUAAUUUUACUGGGUGAGAAGAAAAGGCUCAACGAUGUCGUUGCGACAACAACUUGUAACUCAACUUUGGUUUCGGAAACAAUUCCAGCUGGUGAGUUACAUGUCGAAUCGCAAAUAGGGAGCGCGAGGAUUCAAAAACCUGAAGGGUCAACGCGUUUGCAAAUUUUGUCAGUCGACGUCCUGCCACCAAUCAGUACCGACUCGACGAUGACCGCUUCUGAAGUAGAAGAUAAUCUUGAAGAACGGCUAAGUCAACUUGAUGGUACUGUGAUGGCUUCUUCGACCUGCGAAAAUAUGAAUACUGUAAUUGCUAGCGGUGGAAUUGAAACUAUGCCAACAACUCCUCCACGCACUCCUACAAAACAGCAAAUACAUCAGCAGCAAGUGCAAAAUCUGCAGCAGCAAUUGCAACAAACCCCACCAACACCAUUAUCACAGCAAGCACAUCAUCAACAACAGCAUAUGCAGCAACAAAACACUUUUACGCCGCAGAGCAGCACCUCAUCAGUGAAUACAAUGAACAGCACGAAUUUGCCACCGGCUUUCAUGAAAGAAAGUGGAGCUAGUGAGCUGGAGGAUCAAGACAUAGAAGAAGUGCUGAAAGUGCUUAAAGGUUUCGAUGGUAGUGCUGGCGCUGAUACGCUAUGCGACUUAAAUGUACUAUUCAACGAGGAGUAUACCCUCAAUUAUGAAGAGGUCAGCAGUCAGCCAGCAUCCACAUCGGCCAAACCGAACUCUAUAAAGGAAAUGCAAAACGAAAUCGAACGCAAUCAACAAAAUAUGCAACAUAGAAUCGAUUUCCUAUUGCGGCGUAUGCGCAAAAUUCAAUCUCGUUAUAUGAGCAAGCAUUGCAGCGAAGAGAUAGCUGGCCUAUUUGAAUGGACGGCCCGUAUAUCCGCUGGUAAAGGUGGCGCAAUAAACAGCGCAUCUGAUCAUUUGCAUACUGACACAGCAAUUAGUGUCAUAGCAGCACGUCCACCUGCCAGUAAUUGGGCUGAGGAGAAAAAUCCGGUGGCUUCAACUCAAAUGUCAUCAAUGUUGCGUCGCUUGGAACAGUCUUCAAAUGCACAACAACUUUGUAUAGGGCUCGCGAGUAGCACCUUAAGCGCCGCGAAUAUGCAAGUGCCGCGAAAAUCCAAAAAGGCACUUUUGCAAGAAAUGCAAAAUGCUGCAUCGACGUCUACUAUGGCAACCUCAAUAGCAUCACCGGUCGAACGUAAAGGCGAAGUUGUGGUUCCCCAUUACGACAUAAACGUCAGUGAAGAGAUGGCUCAAGUUGCUGGACUAUUACAAACUGAGAUGCGAGAAGUACAGACGGCUAUGGACUCAGAUGCAACGGAAUCUAGCUCUGGUGGUGAAUCUGCAGACGAAAUGGUUACAUACAAUAAUCAGAUGCAGCAACCACUGGCUAUUGCCAAACGUGCUGCCUGGCGGUAUUCUCGGGAUCGAGCAGCGAUAGCCGCACGCUGGUCAUGGCUGCUUUCACAAAUUGCUGAUUUAGAAAUUAAAAUACGGCAACAUACUGAACUGCGGCAGGAGAUUGUGCGAACCAAGGGUGCAGUGGUGUGUGGUUCAGAGGAGCAGUAUGCAAUUGCUCAUGGUGGUAAUCUCAAAUCAAUUGAGAUAACUGCAAACAGUACACCAGUAUCAUCUGUUAAUGGAUAUAAAGGGAACCUGUUAAGCAGCACUGGUGGUAAACUUGAUGCUGUUGAAAGUGAUGAAACGGGACUUUCAGGAGCGGCGCGUACUCGUGGCUUUAUGUCAUCGCUUUUCCGCAAACGAAAACUUCUCCAAACGCAAAGUCUCCAUACCAUUUCAAAGAAGGCUGCGCGACCAAGCAACAUAAAAUGUGGCUGUCAGUGGCCUCUUAAUCCAUGUGCGUUGUGUACGGGACGAAUAGACCCGACGGCACCUCGAGAUCCUCCAGAUACAAUGAUGAUGGCAGAUAGAAUAUCUCUACUUGAUCCCGGUUAUCAUCCUGUUUUAAGCUUUCGUGAAGACGUUAGCAGCACUUUGCACUUGGAGGCUAUUGCCCGUAUGCCAGAAUGGCAGCAGCGCAUUAUGCGCUGUCAAGUAAAGAGCAUUGCGAAAAGUGUCUGGAAAGCUGAACGCGAGGCUGAACGUGCAGCUGGGCAUAAUACAUCCAAGAAAUACAAUGAACCGGCCGUCAAACGCCGCUACACGAAGAAAAAGGAUCGACUAGCUAUAGAAGAAAAGAAUGCGGCGGCAGCGGCGGCAUCGGGAGCGACAGCGAAUCCAACUAAUGCGUUACCAUCAGCUACAGCUGGCCUUGUUGGAGAUUCAUCGGUUAAUUUAACAGCAGGAACAGUCGGUGGUGGGAGUGGUGGAGCGUCGGCGGAUGCAUCAGUGGCUAGCGCAUAUGCAACAGCGAUAAAAACAUCAACGUCAUUGCCGGCAUGCGAUGUUGGAAACGGUACUGGCACUUUGUCUACGUCUACUACAACAACGCCACUUGUGGCCAACAUAUCGGCAAAAAAUUCAAAAAAGUUGCACCACUAUCAUCUAGUGGGCGACGGUGUGCUGCUAGAACCACCACGAUCUUUAUCGCCGGUGGCCACAAAUCACAGCAGUCACAGUCAAAGCAGUCAGCAAAGUGGCAACAGCAACAACAAUUACAUUCAUCAAACAAGCGACAAUCCCUCGCAAAAUUACGAUCCAUACAAUCCCAGCCCAAUACAUUCAUCAUUGAUCUUCAGCAACAGUAACGGUUUCAGCGGCGGUGCUGUUGGCGGCGGCAGUGGCAGUGGCAGUGGCAUCGGCAAUCAUAAACACAACAGCAAAUAUCGUAAAAGUUCAGGGUCAAGCGGAGCAACGGGCUUUGUCAACAACAACAACACUUUCUUCUAUCAUCAAAAUAAUUAUUUGCCUUCGCACCACACCGGUGAAUCGAAUGAUGCGAAUUGGGAUGGUUUUGCGACACGUAGUCGCACAUCAUCACCUACUCAUGCAGGCGCUGGAGGCGGCGGCAGCAGCAACUACCACAAAUACGAAAGAUCUAAAAAUCGAACAUCGUAUGAUAUAGACAACAUUGUUAUACCCUACAGUGUUGCUGCAGCGACACGGGUUGAAAUUUUACAAUACAAGGAAAUACCAACACCCAAAUGGCGAGUUAUUGUGGAAGAUCGUGGACGUGCUUCAAAGACAUCAACUUUGGACCCAGUUGUAUCUGGAAUAACCGAAUCUGAUGGCGGCGAAGGAAUGGAUAUCGAUGGAAGUGAAAAUAUACUGGAGCAAAAUAAGCCAUCGGGUGAUGGUAUAUCUGUAAAAUCAGCUGAGGAUGCUAAGGAGGAAGGAAAGAAAAUAGAGGUUAUAGAAAAAAUAACAGCAGCAGCAGAAAUUAUAACCGAAGUGUCCGAAAAACUGACUGUUAAUAACGAGAAGAUAAUAGAGGAUGGAGCAGACGCCUUAGCGAAAAGUGAUUUAACGAUUGCUGGUUCAAUAAAGAUCUCAGAGCAAAAGAAUAAUAACGUUUUAAAACAACACAGUGAUGCGGUGACAAAAACUGAGAAUAAGAGCAUUACAGCGGAAAAUACGUUGUCGGCAAACGACCCGGACUCGGACGAACCACUGGUGAAGAAAUUAAAAACAAAAUCUAUAUCGGAAAAUGAAAAAUUCAGCAAGACGGUUAUAGAUGCCGUUGUUGAAGCGAAAACAGAAGGUGUAAGCGAUGCAACUCUCGCUAUUACGGAAAUUCCAGGAUCAGAAGCAAUGGCGACUUUGAAAAUGAAAUCGCAGCUGAAGUGCAGCGCUGUUAUUCAAGAAGAUGAUGAAGCGUCUGAGUCCGAAGACAUCACUGAUGAUGCCAUCAUGUUGAAGCAUGAACGCGCGCUGGCUGAAGAGCGUCGAAAAUUCAAAACCUAUUUGAAAUUCCCGUGGAGUACGCGUUCACGAGCUAACCGGCGAAUCGACAGUCGCGCAGAAUCAAGCGGCGCCAAUACGCCAGAUCCCACUUCACCGGCGCCACAAACACCCAGUCUAGGCGGUGGUGAUCAGGAGAGUAUUCCCUCACCACUGGCGCCGUCUACACCGCUUAAUCCAUUGGAUACGAUUUCUUCGGAAGCAGGCGAAAACGGUGCAAGUAAUCACCCUCCAGCAAGUGCCAUCGGCAGUACUCCAAAUAACACCAAUAAUAACGUUUUGAUCAAACGUUUGGAACGUCGGCGCACAACGUCUACGAAAAAAGAACGUGAACUGGAGCGACGAAGCUCCACACCAGAUUCCAGAGAGCUUGUGCCACCAUAUGAACCUUUGCAAUUCCCACUUACCGAUGAGGCGUUCGAAGGCUUGCUUAAGGCAAUGCCUAUCGAAUUUCAUUAUUUAGAUUUCGACUCAAAGUAUUUAGAAGACUGUAAUAACACUGGCGGUGUCGUCAGUAGCUCCAAAUAUCCCCGUCAACGCACUAGCUGGCGCAGCGAUGGGUUGGCGGUGAGUAGCAGGCGCGGAAAGUUAGCCUCAACAACGCAAAACUGUGAUGUAACUAGUAAUAGAAGGCAGCGAAUAAAUAAUAAUGCUGGUUCACGCAAAGGUGUCAACGGUGGUCGUGGGCGGCGGCGUGGCAAUCAUGCGAGCGUUAAAAUUAAUGAUACGUUGGAGAACGGUGUUCAUGGCGCUGACGAGGAUGAAGAGGUCGAUGAUGAUGAUGUCAAUUUGAUGAUGUUAUUGGCUGAGGAAGACGAUGAUUACGACUAUCCAAAACAUCAUUUAGCGCCCGACGAUGAUCUCUUUGAAGGCGGUUCUGUUAGUGUUGGUGGUGGUGGUAAUGGCGCUUUGAACGGUGUUACACGAAAUCGCAUGAUGGAUAUUGACGAUGAGUAUGAAGCUUAUUUGGGUCGUAGACACCGUGACAGCGAUGCGGACACCACAGACAGUGAGCCAUUCGCUGACGAUGAUCCGAACGAUCCGGAAUGGCGCGGCGGUGCCGAAGAUCGUGGUGGAGGUGGUGAACGAAAUCGCCGCGCCGUGAGGUAGCGAGAGCAAGUGAAUAUCGAACAGACUAACUAAAAAAACGGUUGGGUAAUUUUACGUUGUGACUGAAAUGUAAAAAUCAACGGAUUUUCGCCGCUUUAUUUUGAGAAAAAUACUUGAAAUUUUUCUACAUUUGAUUUAACACAAUCGCUUUAUGUAUGCUGCGUUACAUUAAUAUUUAGUGUACGGAUACUGAUGCCUAUUUGUGGUGGAGCCAUAGUUUUAAAUAAUUCCCCCAGUUUUAAUUACACUUACUUAUAGACUAAAAGACAGAAAUAUUAGAGGAGGCAACACAUUUAGUAGUAGUGACAGUUGGAAGAGAGUAAAACAGUGAUGCCAAGAAAAAAUGACCGCGAAAAUAUGUUUUUUCUUGUUUUUAACACAACUGAAUACUUAGUAAACUAACUUGCAACUUUGCUGACUAUUUUUGUGUCGAAACAUUUCAAGAGCAGUCAAGUGUUGUAUUUGCAUAUACAUAUAUAUACAUACAUUUCGAUAAAUAUGCAAAUGUUUUUUUCCAUUGUAAUGAAGCUGAAAAAAUUUACAUAUACCUAUGUUUAUCAACGGCAAUUUAGCUGUGUGCUUGAUUUACUUUGAUUAUUUGAAAUUUGUCAGCAUUUGGAAUAUAACUAUUAAUUUUUUGCUUCUCUUAAUAAAAUGCAAAAAGUAGAGAAAAUCGAAGAACAGCAAAGUAAAUUAUAAACAAUUCAUUGCUAUGUCUAAGUUGUUUUUGUCGGACUUCUUUUGCGCACAACCAGGGAAUGGGAGGGGAACGGGGUGAGGGAGGGGCGAUUGUGCAUUGUUAACAGUAUGUGUAAGUUUAUGCUUUUAAUUUUUUUUAUCGGCAAGUUAAAUUUUAGAUUUCAUAUUGGAAGUAAACAAGAAAUACAAAAACAAAAAAAAAACAACAUACAUAUAUAUUUAAAUAAUUAUAGUUGUCAAUAGUAUAUGCAAUGAAAACAAAAAUUAAACAUUAACAUCUAAUUAUACUUAAAUAUUACAUUUAUCAUUAUGUUUAAAUUUAGUAAACACUCACAAUACACAUGUACAGCAAGCACACUUACAUAUAAACAAAGAAGCUAAAAAACGUAAUUUUCAUUGUAACCGACUUGUGGAAUCUACCGCAAAUUAACUAACUAUGUAAUUUAGUUUAAAAUCAAGAAACUAUUUACAAUUAAUUAGAUUCUCUAUAAAUUUAUGUGUUUUGACGGAUGAUUACUUAAAAUUUGAUUAUUUACGCACUUGAAAUCAUGAUGAAUACCCCAUGGCAAUUGGUUAUUUUCAGUUCUCUAGAUAAACUAAAAGUUGAGUUUUGUUCACGUGUCUGGUUGAGGCAGAGUUUCCACGAACCGUCUGUCUGUACGUUACCGAAACGACCCGGAUUUAUAUCCGGCCAAGGACUCCCCAGCCAGUCACUCCAGCAGCAUUUCCCGUAUGUAAGUAUGUGGAAUGUUUAUGCUGCUACAACAACAACCACAUCAAUGCAGAGUGUACGCAAAUACUAAUUAAUGAAAUUAAUUUAAGCAAAUGUUGAAGUUUUUGCAAACAGUUUUUGGCAAUGUAAGUUAUUCAUCAAAACACGUGAAUAUAUGGGAGACUGUUCGCUAAAUAGAUCAAAGUAGCGGCAUAUAGGUACAAUAGACAAUAUAAUGAAAACUGCUUGAUCAUGGAAUCCAAAAAAACUUUUUAAAGAACUAUUGUUAUUGGAUUCCCAUUUAAAUUGCGUUACGUAGUUAGUCUCUGGACAAGGCAAAUUAAAUGCAAAUGAAACUUUAAUAAAUUGGCUGGCUUCUGCAUGCAUAUUCUUAA